AUGGGAGCCCGCAAAGCUAGACUGGCGGGGAGAACAGGACGUCCCCACGGGGGCCCCGGGACACGCCGUUCCCGCAGCCCCCUCCUCCCCGCAGCCCAUCUGUCCCGCAGCGCUGCUGCUGGCCUGGCCGGGGGUAAAUUUAGCAACAUCUCCUUUCCUGGCGGGGGGUGGGCAAGGCCAGGGGUCGUCUCUCUCUCCUUCUCCAAACAUGUCCCUUCCUUCGCGGCCCCUCGAGGCAGCUGCGGCUAUACUUGGUCUGGGCGCCGAGGCUGGGCGGCCCUUCCCUCCCUCGGCCGCCCAAUCAGCUUUGGGGCGAGAUCAGAUGUCCCUAUAACUCGGGCAGGAGGGCUCGAGGGGGGCCAGUGCCAGCAGCCAGCCUUGCUCCUUCGGGCUCCCCUUCUCUGCAGCCUUAGCUCACAGAAACCCGCCUCAGCCACCAUGUCUGACGAGGAAGUUGAACAGGGCGAGGAAGAAUACGAAGAGGAAGAAGCCCAGGAAGAAGAAGUCCAUGAGGAAGGUAUGGACCCAUGGCUCUGGAAUCCCGAGUGGGGGGCCCCGUGCAUGGCUGGGAACUCCAAGGUGGGAGCAGGGCCAGGGCAGCCAAGCAGGGGCCACGUGGACGGUGCCCGGGGCCCGGGGCCUCCCGAGUAAGCGGCCAAUGCCCAGCCUCCAGGAGCGGCCCCCGCACGAGCAGCCGAGAGAUCUCGGCCGUGUGCUCAGCUUGAAGGCAGCCCAGGGGAGGAGGAGGGUCCUUUGGGCCCAAAGAGGUCCCUUCAAUCUGGCUUGAGGAAGGGGGGACGAGGAGGGAAAGUACUCUGGGAAACACGUCGGCUCUGCCAGCAGCUGGGGGCACGAGCUUGGCCAAGUCAUUUCCCCUCUAGGACCCUCAGUUUCCCCAUCUAUAAAAAGAAGGGGCUGGACCCAAAGAUCCCCAGGGGCCUCAGGCCGUAACGGCCACUAAGGAUGGACGGGCCUGGCUGCCUCAUCUGUUGAUUUCAGUGGCUAAGGCGGGUCCCACGGGUGACCUGAGAGACAGCUGAAUGGAGUCCUGGCCCCCCCCCACCCAGAGCCUCAGUUUCCUCAUCUGUAAAAAUGGGGACACUCACCUCGGCACAGAAAUCCAGCCCGUCUCCCAACAGGAGCGAGCGUCCUGGGCGCCGAGCGUCAGGGCCGGAGACUCAGCCCAGAGCUGCCUUCAAGGGGUCACCGUAGAGCCCGGGAGAGCUGCCCGAGCUAUGGCCAGUGGGCUUGGGGAGGGGCACUGGAAAAGCUGCUUCUAGGUGGGCCCAGGGGGAGCAGCUGUGGGAUCUCGCGGGCAUGAUUCUCACCGGCUUCUCUGACCGUCUUGUCUCUCCUCGCACCCCCUCCCGUGUGCUCACCCUGGGGUGCUCCGUGCCGCCUCCUGUGGCCGGGCACCUGCACCCGGUCCUGGACCCUCCUGGGCCCCUCCUGGCCUCUCCGGGCUUUGGACCCCUGUUGCAUGGUCCUUCCCACCC
Gracilinanus agilis (Agile Gracile Mouse Opossum) is the source of this 1496-nucleotide messenger RNA. It is a transcript of the gene TNNT3, whose product is annotated as troponin T3, fast skeletal type. NCBI's taxonomy places the organism in Eukaryota, Metazoa, Chordata, Mammalia, Didelphimorphia, Didelphidae. The record is from RefSeq and is a predicted model, not a curated record. The coding region runs from base 1 to 651 and encodes 216 amino acids. The transcript is spliced from 7 exons.